CGCGAUUCCCGGGCCCCCAGCGGGAGAAGAACAAAGCGCUCACAGUCUUCAACCGCGCGUGGGCAUCGAUCAUCGUCGACGAGAUCCACCUUAAUGCGGACGAUCAACCGGAACUACAUCGCAAUCCGUACACUUCGGGACCAAGCGGGCGGGAUAAUUGGCAUGACUGCCACGCCGACCAUGACGACGCCGAUGGACCUGGCGCUGAUCGGUCGUCUGAUGGACGUGCCUGAGUUCGGCGAGGAGCAUUUCAGCGAGAUCGACGAGAUCCGAAUUCAGCUCGGCAAGUGUAAGAGCAUGGACCGUAAGGCCCGCAAGGAGGAGGCCGCCGGCGCCGACGGCGGGAAAGGUAAGGGCAAAGCCCCGGAUCGGCCGAAGCCGAAAAUCUCGUACCUCAUCGACUACACCAUCGUCGUCAUGAUCGACUUCAGGGGACGCUGGUCUGGAAUGGUCGUCCGACGCACGGUCAAGUCCAAGGAUUUGCACGGCAAGGCGCUCAGUGGCUUGCCCCCGCUGCACACUGUGCACGUCCUGCUACGCCUGGCACCAUACGAGCAGGAGAUGAUCGACGGGAUCACGGAGGGAAUGAGCCAACAAAUCGGCUCAAACCCGUCUGUGGCCACUAACACGGUGAGUGCAAGCAUCUGUUCUCCCGGAGCCACAUUGCGCGGCUGCUUCCCGCCCCACGAUGUGCGACCUGGUGACCGGGCUAGGGCGCAGCGCGCAAACUGCCCGCGCAAAUUCUAUCUGGACCUCCGCCGCGCCACGUUCCAUCUCUCCCAGUGCUCGCAGGUCGGUCUCGAGGUACCCGAGACGCUCGCGGACUUCGAGGCGUUCCCGACGGCGAAAUUGUCCGCCCUCGUCACCAUCAUCCGCCACCACGCCACACCGAGGGCGCCCCCACUCGACAUCUUCCACGAGCUGCGCACCGUCCCGCUCAAGGACCUCCCGCCCUACCCCGACGCGAACGCGCUCGUCCCUGAUCCCGACUUCCCGGGCUAUGUCGAGCACAAUGGAUCCGGGCCCGACAAGAUCAUCGUCUUCUCGUACUUCCCGUCGAACAACGAGUUGUUGCGCAACUUGUUCGCCGCGUACCAAAUCGAGGCGGUGUUCCUGCACGGGGGUCAGACGGCGAUGCAACGCACGGCGAUCGUCAACAGGUUCAAGAAGUCCGGCGCAGACGGCCCCACUGUGCUCGUGAUGUCGACCGUCGGCGCCGCGGGGCUCAACAUGCCUUGCGCGAACAUCAUGAUCUUCGUCGACACAAUGUGGUCUGCGCAGGAGACUGAGCAGGCGGAAGGGCGCAUCCUUCGGUUUGGGCAAACCAAGGACUGCAUCUCCUACCACCUGCUGCCCAAAGGCACGGCCGACAUCUCCCUGUACCGCAUGGCGCUGGACAAGGGGGUGAUGCACCAGGCGUUCAUC
This is a messenger RNA of Rhodofomes roseus, 1425 nucleotides long. RefSeq names its product P-loop containing nucleoside triphosphate hydrolase protein. NCBI's taxonomy places the organism in Eukaryota, Fungi, Basidiomycota, Agaricomycetes, Polyporales, Fomitopsidaceae. The transcript is spliced from 6 exons. The annotation marks the transcript as partial. The record is from RefSeq and is a predicted model, not a curated record.